Molecule: messenger RNA, 2960 nt
Organism: Chara braunii
Lineage: Eukaryota; Viridiplantae; Streptophyta; Charophyceae; Charales; Characeae
Source: the annotation of a GenBank genome assembly
CGAGUUGGCGAGAGGACGAAUACGAGCUCGAACGGAUCGAAAAAAGUCCUCUCGUCACUCGAAGCAAGUCAGUGGAGGCAAGAGAAGAGGCAGCCAUGGCUAACACUAAUGCGCCUGCCCCUCGAGUAAUGGAGGCGAAAGGAUGGAGGGGAGACGAGGACGAGGAGGAGGGAGUAGAAAGGAGGAGGGAGGAGGGCGAGGGGAGACGAGGAGGAAAAAAGAGGAGGAGGAGGAGAAAGGAGGGGGGAGGAGGAGGAAGAGGAGGAGGGGGGAGGAGAAACGAGGAGGCAGGAGGACGAGGGGAGAGGAGGAGGAGAGAGCUGGAUGACGAGGACGAGAAAGGGGGCUCGCCACGACAGGAGGAGAGCGGAGGAGGGAGGAGGAACGAGGAGGGAGGAAGGGAAUUGAAAUUGCAUGUUCUUGACAUCACCUGCAGGCCUCGCAUCGGUAUCGCAGGUGACAGCAUGGGCUCGCAUCGUACCUCCCGAUGUGUGUUUGUGGGAAACAUUCCUUAUGAUGCCACAGAAGAGCAGUUGAUUCAAGCUUGCGAGGAGGUGGGUCCGGUUGUAUCUUUCCGGUUGGUGAUAGACCGGGAGACGGGGAGGCCAAAAGGUUAUGGGUUCUGUGAGUUUCGAGAUGAGGAGACCGCACUGAGCGCGCGAAGGAAUUUGCAAGGUUACGAUAUCAAUGGCCGGCAGCUUCGGGUUGACUUUGCGGAGAAUGCAAAGAACUACUAUCAUUCAUCUGAUAACCGUGGAGGGGGGGGAGGAAGGGUGGGGUCAGGUAUACUGCCAAACACACAUGGUGGUUAUGACAGACAUGCGGGACGGGGCAUGACAUCACAGCCGCUUGCCGGGAUGGCGGGAGGUGUUCAGUCCCUUCCAGUACCACCUGUAAUACAACCGGCAAUGCCAGAAGCAGUUGGUCACGCAGCUGCAGCAGCUGCUGCGUUGACCAUGACAAGCCUUCUUGGCGGAGCCUCGCAACCGCAGCAACCACAGCAGCAGCAGCAGCAAGGUGUUAUGAUGGCAUCCCUGCAAGGUGCUAUGGCAGGCGGUGCUGGCCAGCCACAGUUGAUGAAUGGUGUGCAGGUAGGUCAGGGAAAUGCUGCAGGAAUUCCUGGAGGAGUAGCCGCCCCAGGCACGGCUGCUCCUGGAAAUGAACCCCUUACGGCAACACUGGCUGGCAUGUCCAAAUCUCACCUUUAUGACAUCAUGGUCAAAAUGAAGGCAGCUAUUCAGCAGAAUCAUCAACAGGCACGGGGUAUUCUCGUGCAAAACCCUCAGCUGACUAAGGCGCUGUUUCAGGUUCAGAUUAUCCUCGGGAUGGUAAAACCCACGUCAAUUCCGCCAGCAGUUCCACAUCAGGUGGCACCACAACUUUCCUCUCAGCAGCAGCAGGGACAACAACAGCGGCCACCGGCAAUGCAGCUGCUGCCAGGUCAGCGCCCACCGCAGUCAUCUCAGCAGCAGUUGCAACCUCCUCCACCGCAGCAGCCAACAUCACAGCAGCUGCAACCUCCUCCUACGCAGCAGCCAGCUUUGCAGCCUCAACUCCCUCGGCAGCCAUCACCUCAGCGUCAAGUACCUGUGCAACAACCAACACAAGCUCCCCCGCAGCAACAGCCUCCUCCCCCUCAACAACAGGGGCCUUCUCAACAAGCGCAGCCGAUGAACAUUGAUCUCCCUCAGCAGCCACCGCCGCUGCUGCCCCCACAGCAACAUCAACCGCCGCAGCAGCAAGGUAUGUUCAACCGAGAGCUGCCGCCGCAGCAACAGGCUGUGCAGAGCCAGCAGCAGCCUGGAAUGCCUCCACAGAGUCAGGGGAUGUUUGGCCACCAACAGGGGCAGCAGGGUGCUUCCAGUCGGCAACAAGGGCAAUCGAAGCAGCAGCAGGAGCAACAGGAGCAACAGGAGCAGCAGAGAGAGCAGCUGAUGCCAGGCCAGAUAAUGGGGAUGCCAGAUGAGAUGCAGGGCUUUUCAGCAGCAGCAACAGCAUCAACAACAGCACCAGCAACAGCACCAGCAGCAGCAACAGCACCAGCAGCAGCAGCAGCAGCAGCACCAGCAGCAGCAGCACCACCACCAGCAGCAGCAGCACCAGCAGCAGCAGCAGCAGCACCAGCAGCAGCAGCACCAGCAGCAGCAGCACCAGCAGCAGCAGCACCAGCAGCAGCUGCACCAGCAGCAGCCCCAGCAGCAGCAGCCCCAGCAGCAGCAGCCCCAGCAGCAGCAGCCCCAGCAGCAGCAGCCCCAGCAGCAGCACCAGCAGCAGCACCAGCAGCAGCACCAGCAGCAGCACCAGCAGCAGCACCAGCAGCAGCACCGGCAGCAGCACCAGCAGCAGAUCCAACAGCAGCAGCAGCAACAGCAGCAACAGCAGCAACAGCAGCAACAGCAGCAACAGCAGCAACAGCAGCAGCAGCAGCAGCAGCAGCAGCAGCCACCACAGCCACAGCCACAACAGCAACAGCAACAGCAACAGGGAUCUAUCCCACAGCAUCAGCAGGUCCUUCCACCCUCCCAGCCACCCCAGGGUAUGGUGAUGCAACACCAAGGAAUGGUAUCGCAGCCACAGCCUCCCCCACAGAGACCACCACCGCCGGUUGGAUCGGCACCACAAAGUCUGACGCCUCAGCCAUCUAUGAUGCAAUUCCAGGGACCUGUUAGUCAGCCUCAGUAUCAGCAGCCGAGCAUGCAGAUGGGACCACAUGCAAGGAUGCCAACUGCUGAGAAGGCAGGUGGAGAUAUGGCGAGUGCAGGAGGUGUUACGGAUGAUGUGACGAGCUUGGGGAACAGUGUGAUGGGGGAUGGGAGUUCUGGCAGCAUGGGACUGAGCCAUCCACCAGUAAUUGCAAGGGUGCCUCCUCCUCCACCCCCACCUCCCCCACCUCCUGCAGGCAGAGAUGUGUCAGGCACGGCCAAUGGAUUGGGUUCAGCCACUAUAUCUGCCUCUGAUCG